Saccoglossus kowalevskii is the source of this 1060-nucleotide messenger RNA. RefSeq lists its product as uncharacterized. The record is from RefSeq and is a predicted model, not a curated record. Gene Ontology annotation, cellular component: cytoskeleton. Gene Ontology annotation, molecular function: actin filament binding. NCBI's taxonomy places the organism in Eukaryota, Metazoa, Hemichordata, Enteropneusta, Harrimaniidae.
AUAAUAUAGAUUGAUUUGCCCCUACUCGUGUUAUUCAGUUUGCGACUCGAGAGCUAACAUGACGAUGUUAAUAGCUAAGCUGUCUUGCACAACAGGAAGAGCACUGUAUCGAUCAUCACAAGCGCUAAGUAGCAUUGGCGGAAUACGUAUUGGUCGUCAAUUUGGUCGACAUGAGACACGACCAGCGUCGGGAUCCGCAUCAACUCGCGAACAGCGGCACGGUACUUCCGACGCAGCUCAACGAAACUAUGAAGCCAGAGUGGAUUUAGCCGCUGCGUAUCGUGGAAUAUGUAAUUACGGUCUCAGCGAAGGGGUCUGUAACCACUUAUCCGUCAAUGCACCGGCCAGCAAUGGUUCUGGACGUUUGAUGUUAUUAAUACCCCAUGGGCUACACUGGAAAGAGGUUACUGCGAGUAAAUUACUGGGUAUUGAUUUUGCCACUGGUGAAGUGCUUGAGGGCGAGGGUAGACCAGAAAAAUCAGCGUCUGAAAUCCACCGUGCUGUUCAUAACGAAAGACCCGAUAUACGAUGCGCUCUGCACACACAUCCACCAUAUACAACAGCAUUAAAUUUGUUGAAGGAACCAUAUCUAAGCUGUUCGCAACAACACUCUCUUCGUUUUUAUGAUAACAUCGCGUACGACAGUGAGUAUGAUGGUUAUGCUACAAGUGGGGAAGAAGGACCACGACUUGCCAGAGCGUUGGGUAAGAAAAGAAUUCUAAUGAUGGGUGGCCAUGGACUGAUGGUCGUAUCACAGACUGUAUCUAUGGCAUUUGACGAAACAUACUAUAUGGAGAGAGCUGCCAUGUUUCAGAUACUAGCAAUGUCCACUGGCAAGGAACUCCUCGAAAUCCCAGAGGAAAUAGCGAAAAGAACAAAAAUAGAAGCAGACGCCACUUUUCAGGCGUAUGCUGACGCCCACUUCAAUUCGAUCAAGCGUUUACUGCUUAGUGAAUCACCCGACUUUAUGUCCUAAACAAGGUGUAUGGAAUAUAUCGAAUUCGACGAUUACAUACAGAGAACACUGUGGCAAUAAAUAAGAAUAUAAACAAGUUUAACA